Messenger RNA from Saccoglossus kowalevskii, 2963 nucleotides. RefSeq lists its product as uncharacterized. Gene Ontology annotation, biological process: meiotic chromosome segregation. The record is from RefSeq and is a predicted model, not a curated record. NCBI's taxonomy places the organism in Eukaryota, Metazoa, Hemichordata, Enteropneusta, Harrimaniidae. Gene Ontology annotation, cellular component: chromosome, centromeric region; nucleus.
GGAAAUUUUAAAAAGAACUGACGUUGCCGAAUCAGUAGUAUAGACUGAAUCUGGUUCUCUAUAAGGGUCUUCUUUGUUGGUUAUAUCCUAUAAUUAUAAACCAAUAAGUCACCAACACUCCAUGCGUAUUGAGUCUGUUUUGUAAAUCCAGCCUGUAACUAUGGAAAGCCACGAAUUGAAUGACAGCAUUUUGGAAAUCAAACAGCGCAUGAAAGAGAAAAGAAUUCAACGAAAACGAUUAGAAUCAGGUGAUCGCAGCCGAAGAUGGAACUCCUCAUUCCGAAGUACAACCUUGUUUCAAAAUAAUCAAGCUUUGACCUUAGCACUGGAAAAAACCCGAAUUGGUAUGCGUGAAGCCCAAAAAGCAAACCUGGGCCUUCUUAAGGAACGUCAGAACAUGAUGGUCAGAAUGAACUCUUUGCAACAAAUUGUGGACAAAAAAGAAAUGGACAUGGAUAUUGAUGUAACUGCUGCUGUUAAGGUACAAAUGAGUCGUAUAAAAGAUGUCAUUAACAAAAUUACACUGAGUGUGCAUGGAACGGUAGAAUUAAUACACCAAGCUCUACAAAUGUGUGACGAGAUUCCAAAUACAAUGCCAAGACAGAGUCUUUUGAAAGAACUUUCACCAGAUGACGAUUCAUUCAAUAUGUUGAAUGAAACAUUACAACAAAGUAUUCUAUGUACCAGAAAUGCAUCAUCUACACCAGUUGUCAAUCUCCUUGCAACAUGCAACACUGAGCUGUCUAAUACUGCUAGUUGCUUAUCAAAUGUCCUUGACAAAGUGAACUUGGAAAAUACCGCGACGACAGAAAAUCCAAACAAGGAUCAUCCUGGUAGGAACAUUACUGCUGCUAGACGUGUACCCAAGAAGUCAAUAAAGCAUGAUUUGAAAACUGACAAUGCAGUGCUCAUAGCUACAUCAAGCAAGGAUGGGAACAGCGAGUCAAAUAUGGCAGAUCUUCCUGCUGCGGACCUUACUAUUGAAAAUAUAACUCUCAAAGACGAAGCAUGUUUCAUCUCUGAUAAGUCCCUGGCAACCGAAGAUGAUUUGAAUGCUGCAAUUGUUGAGGACAGCGAUGAAGCAGUUAAAGAUACAGCUCCUCAUAAUAAAAGGCAAAGCAGAAGAUUGUCUAGCAAGAAAGCUUGUGCGAUGCUGACACAUAAUAACCAACCAAGAUCUUCUGAAGAUGUAAAGAAAUCAGAACUCAAGGAAAUCAGGCGAACUAUAGUUUUAAACAAAAAGAUAGAUUUAAUUCCAGUAAAUGACGAGCAAUCAAGGAGAGGUACAUUUGUGAUGAAGCCAGCAUCAAAAAGCGUAUUGAAACCAACUGAUAAACGAGCAACUUUUUUUGUAAAGCCUUGUAUCGUUUCAAAUGAUUCCUCGUCCUCUAGUAGUGACAACGAUGUCAAAGAAAUGGAAGAAGAAACGAUUGUUAAUAAGAACACGAUGAAGGUGGUUGACUGCCAUGCAAGUUUUCUUGAUGAAGGUAUUCCAAAUGAAAUUGAUGAAAAUGUAACAAGUCCAUUGAAUGCAGAAUUUACAAAUAGUGUCAGAAAAACACCAGCUAUCGUCAUUAAAAGAAAAAGGAAAACUGAUCAAAGAGCAGAUCGUGGACAUGCUGCAAAGAAAACUGUGUCUCAAAAUAAAACUUCCAGAAUACCCCAUGUGAAAAAAGUGAAAAAAUUGGCAGCUGAGUAUGAUGAAGUAAUUAGUCAAAAGAAGAAUGGGGCGGAUGUUGUAUUUGAUUUCAGAGAAUUGCAAAAGACAAAUGAGAGUAAAUCCAGCAAUGGAGAGCUUCAAAAGAAAUUGAAGAAAUCAAAGAAGAAAAAACAGAAUAUCUCCGUAAGCGAACUGUCAUUUGGAGAUCAUUCGUUUCACCCUGUUAUUGAAAUUGUGCCACAUAAAUCUCACACUAGUGAAGACAAAACAAUUGUCAGCAAGGUUUCCAGGACAACAGACGAUGACAAACGAUCGCUUUCAGAUGUGAUGGAUGGUGAAGAAGAUGAACAGAUGGUUUCUGCUAAACUUGAAAAGAAGAAACGGAAGUAUACAAAAAAGAAAAGUAACAAGAUUUCAAAAAGCAGUGGCGUUGAGUUGACAAAUAUUACCAUGACGACAGAGGAGAAACAGGCGGGGGAAUACCAAGUUGAAAAUGUCUUGUUUCCAAAAAGGAAAAAUGAGCAGCCAGUCAAAAAAGUCAAGAAAGCGGCUCGUGUAAAUCCUCCCUCUGAAAAUGACAAUAACGAGGAAUCAACUUGUGGCAGGAAAACUAGAUCUACUGACCAUCAAAAAUUAGUAGAUGAAAAUGAUCUUGACAAUGAUGACUUUUCUCCCAAGCAGCCAAUAUUUGCUAAACAUAAACAAAAAAAGGACGAAAAUGUUGCCGAUCACAAACACGAAAUGCCACAACUCAAAGAAAAGAUCGUAGUGAAGCAGGAAGUAGAUGAUCUCAGCGAGUAUGUUUCUGACGCAUCAAAAUCCAAAAAGAGAAAAUCAUCCCCUGUUGACCGAAUGGCAGUAAAGAAGAGUCGCAGAGCCGCAGCUAUGGUUGUAAGCUACAAGGAACCGAAACUCCACAGUAAAUUACGAAGAGGUGAUAACUACAAGGUUGGAUGGAGUGAUAAAUCGACAAAACAUGGUCAGAGCUCACGAAAAGCAUUGGACAGUGUAACAAAUAUCAAAUGAGAUUUUAAAUUAUUCUUAGAACUGUUUUAAAACUGAUACUUUAGGCUGUGAGUUGUACUUACUUACGGUACAUGAAAUGUACAGAUAGCUCUUGUGAAUCAAUGUACUCAAUAGUGACUAUUUAUAACUUUUGGAUUGUUUAAUUUCCCGGUGAGAGUAUGAUGAACUUUGGUACAUUUAACAUAUCAGUAGUAGUAGUACAAUUUGUUGUUAUUUUUUGCAUUAAGUUGUCAUGACGACUUUCGCCAAAAUUGAGCAGGUUAUUAAAAUGUUUUGU